This is a messenger RNA of Loxodonta africana (African savanna elephant), 3613 nucleotides long. It is a transcript of the gene FBXO36, whose product is annotated as F-box protein 36. Gene Ontology annotation, cellular component: SCF ubiquitin ligase complex. The record is from RefSeq and is a predicted model, not a curated record. Gene Ontology annotation, molecular function: protein binding. Gene Ontology annotation, biological process: SCF-dependent proteasomal ubiquitin-dependent protein catabolic process. Bases 1 to 1821 code for a protein of 606 amino acids. The transcript is spliced from 7 exons. NCBI's taxonomy places the organism in Eukaryota, Metazoa, Chordata, Mammalia, Proboscidea, Elephantidae.
AUGGUUUGUGGGAAAGGGUUUGUGCGCAACCUCAACUUCCCACAGCUGAACAAACUGCCCCGCGCAGCCCCCGGCUCCGGGCUCACCCGCCCUCAACCGUCCCCCUCGGCGGGCGACCCCUUACUGCGGACUCAAGUCACUCCGGCCUCUCCCUCCUCUGACCCUCGCUUCCCACAACUGUUGUCACUCGAGCUGCUCCCUAGUUUCCAUUUCCGGGCCGUCCCUGGCCCCGGAGCCUCCCCUUUCCCCGUUUCCGGGCCCCCCGUCCCAUUUCCGGGGAACCCAGGCCGUCUUCACACCCCCCACCUGCACUUCCGGCCCCCCACUUUCUCUCUUCCUAGACGCCCUCCAAGCUCCCCAGCCCACUUCCGGCCCCCCCGACCCCCGCCGAGCUCCCCAAGAAUCCGCACGCCUUACCCCGGUUCCGUGAAGAGCCCUCCUCAUUGCGGGGGGCCGGUGGGGGCACCCAGCGACCCCCCGCUCCCGCCGGCCCGGGUCCCUCCGGCGGCGCUCUCCCUCGAGCGCCUCGCCGGUCAACCCCCGGCCCGGUCCUUCCGCGGCUCCGCCGCCGCCGGGAGCAGGCCGAAUCGCAGCGAUGACACAACCGGUAACUUCCACUCGCUCCCCCCACCCCCCCGGCGGCGGCGGCGGCGGCAGCUCCUCGGUCCCUUCAAUUAUCAGCUGAGCCGCAGCACCGGCCGGCGUGCGCCUCCGCCCGCGCCGCCUCCCUCCCCGCCAGCUCCGACACUCCCGGGAACUACUUUGCCCUUCGCCGACAGGCGCGUCUGCGGGACAGGCCCUGCUGCCUACUCGAGGCCCAUCAUAUCGCCCCUCCCUCCCCCACCGCCCGGCGCGACUCCCCCAGCGGACAAGGCCCGGCUCCAAGCAAAGACUAUUACCAGUUAUUGGUUACCCGGUGCCAGGCAAGUGCGAACAGCGGUUCACCCUCUCUCCUUACCCCCUGCCCCCUUGGGUUGGGAUCGGGAACGCAAGCCCCACAAGACCGAGAGCGAGCUUGGCCCGCCGGAAGCGCCCUGUCCCAGCUCCGAGCUAGGAGAUUUUCCUCGUCACCUCGGCCUCCUUGGCUCGGCGGCCCGCGUGCUCCUUCCUUCCUCUAACCCGACCCGUCCUCAACGAGGCUUCUUGCCUCCCCUCCUCGCCGCCCGCUCCCUUUCCGCGAUCCCAGGUUCCUACCCGCAGAGUUCCCUCCGCGCGAAGAGAAAAACCGGCGUCCCCGCUUGCGUGCAGCCUCCCUUCAGCGUGGGAAGAAGGGAAAGAAAGACUCAACCAAGUGUCCCGAGGAGGAGCCGCCAGGGGUGGGGAGAAAGCGACGACCUCUUUUCCAGGAUAAUCUUUAGAUGGUGGAAGAUCUCUCUAAGGAGUGAAUAUCGAGCAGCAAAACCUGGAGAAGCCAAAGAAAGUCACGAAGACUUCCUAGAGAAUUCACAUCUUCAAGUUCAAGUUGCCUUAAUAUUUGGUGCGAGAAUAUUAGACUAUGUUCUCAAUUUGUGCCAAGGUAAAUUUGACUUCCUUGAGCGGCUCUCAGACACUUUGCUCCUGAGUAUCAUUUCUUAUCUGGACCUUGAAGAUAUUGCCAGGCUUUCCCAAACAUCGCACAGAUUCGCGAAGCUGUGCGUGUGUGACACACUCUGGGAGCAGAUCGUCCAGUCUGCAUGUGACACCAUCACCCCCGACAUGAGGGCCCUGGCCGAGGACAUCGGCUGGAAGGAGAUGUUCUUCACCAACAAGCUCCAGCUCCAACGGCAGCUCCGCAAGAGGAAGCAGAAACACGGGAGCCUGAGAGAGCAGGAUCAACCUUAGAGACACGUCUUCCUGCCGGCAGGGGAGUUGAGGCACGGCUGUGUUUUUCUUCAGUGUCCAAAGCUCUUCCGUUUCCUUGUCUUAAGAACUAAGAGGCUCUGCUGAUUCAAGGAGCCACUUGAAAAGCGUAGACUAUGUGUAUGCAAACGCAGCAAAAUCUAGCCACCCAGUGCGUUGCUUACUGCGCCCUCCGCAUCACACUGAGGGUCACAUCGUGGCCCUGAAUACAAGGGCUGCAAUACAGGGAACCCCGCCAGGUCACCGUCUGCCCUACCCUCUGACAUCUGUAAGAAAAGAGCCUUCUGCUGUAUGUAAACAAUAAAUGAUUAUUAGCAGGCUUGUAUCAUAUAUCUGUUUUAUCUAGCUAUUGAAAAGGGUCGCUGGGCUUUGAGUUUUUUGCUGGUGGUGGUGUGUCAUCUGAGUCCAUCCAUGGAGGGGUCACUGAGUGUCCCCACGGGAUAUUGUGAGGGGCAGGGGCCCAGGAGGUACUCAGGCUGAGCGUGGUGGCCUUCCCAUCUCUGUUCUGCUCUGUUUGUGUUCAUGGUCCCCUCCACGUGGUCCCAGGAUGCUGGGCUCCCUCACUCUGCAUAGACAACUUUUGACCUGGCUCAGGGUCACAGCUGGAGAAGCCCAGGCCUUCUGCUUACAGAUCUGGCCCAAAGGAUAAAUCCCAAGACUUCGACUUGUUCAGCAAACCUAGAAACCUUUCUCAGAGGGGUGCUACUUUCCCAGACAGCUACUGCUUUUCAUAACAUGGAUUUUUAAAAACCCAAGCUAUGGGUAACUAGGUGAAAGAAUAAUUACAGUCUGUAUUCUGUUAACUUGGCAGAGAAGUAAAAUCAGUACAAACUUCAGGAGAAAAUUCUACCACACUGAGAAGGGUUAUUUAAUUCUUGUUUGUUUUUUUUAGUUCCUGCUUUCUCAUGGGGAUUAAGUACUCCCAGAGAACUCAAAGCAGCGAAAUAAUCCAUCAGACUCCUUCCGGGUUACAGAGCAGAGUGGCUGUCUACCUCCCCAUAAUGUCAGUAGCCUGAUAAUUUUUCUUCCCUGCAAUCUCCACUUCCCUGCCUAGAAAAAAAAAUAAUUUACCUACUUCGCCAAAGAAACCCCGGGACAACUCAGGACCCCCCAAGUGGUGCAGAGCGGUGGAUUCUGAGCGUUCUCCCCACCUAGGCCCUCUGGGAGAGCUCCAUAGCCAUGGCUCAGUGAUUGCUCUUUUUUUCUCCUAAACCUGUACUGACGGCAAACCAGAUUUUAACCCCACCCACAGACCCUGAAAACCUGGUCAUAAUUUCCAGUGACACCUGAGACAGCAAACAUAGUGUGCUUCCUAACAGAUAAGGAGCCUGUCAAAGUCAUGUCUGGGUUUAGUCCAAGCACAUGGCAAAGACUGAAUUGGUGAGAGCCAGACCUCAUGCUUCCUUGGGAGAUGUUCCCCCAGGGCAGGGUGCAGGGGCUGGCAGGCAGCCUGGGGAGCUCUGCCACUGCUGCCAGCUUUCUCCCUGAGGCUUCCAGCAGCAGUUUCUAACCUCCCUCAGGGCUGGGUUUUUAGUGACAGAGCUUAGGUUAACACCAUGGCUGUGCAAACACCCCAAGGAUGUGGUAUGCCAACAGAAGUGGGUAAAUAUAUCUUUACAACUCAUUUGUAACAUCUGUGCAAAGUGUCAACAGCUUAAAAGUUUCAUGUGUCGUGUUUUAUCAACUCACGGAGAUUCUGAAACGCUAUGGGCACGCAGAAUAAUCUAGAUUCAGCAUGAAUUGAAAACACAAAUUUGGCCAUUUACAAAUGCUU